AUGUGGAUCAUCAACUGGUUCUACGAUGUGCUCUCCAGCCUCGGGCUGCUGAACAAGCACGCCAAACUCCUGUUUCUCGGACUCGACAAUGCCGGCAAGACUACACUAUUACACAUGCUGAAGAACGACCGAGUCGCUAUCCUCCAGCCCACCCUCCAUCCUACCUCCGAGGAGCUUGCGAUUGGCAAUGUGCGGUUCACUACGUUCGAUUUGGGUGGCCAUCAACAGGCUCGCCGUCUUUGGAAGGACUACUUCCCCGAGGUGAAUGGGAUUGUCUUCCUCGUUGACGCCAAGGACCACGACCGAUUCCCCGAGGCCAAGGCUGAACUCGACGCCCUUCUCUCCAUGGAGGAGCUUGCGAAGGUCCCCUUCGUCGUUCUCGGUAACAAGAUCGACCACCCCGACGCCAUUUCCGAGGACGAGCUUCGCCAUCAGCUCGGUCUCUACCAAACGACGGGCAAGGGCAAGGUGCCUCUUGAGGGAAUCCGGCCUAUCGAAGUCUUCAUGUGUUCCGUCGUCAUGCGACAGGGCUAUGGCGACGGUAUACGGUGGUUGUCCCAAUACGUCUAA
Molecule: messenger RNA, 570 nt
Organism: Scedosporium apiospermum
Lineage: Eukaryota; Fungi; Ascomycota; Sordariomycetes; Microascales; Microascaceae
Exons: 6
Coding region: 1-570 (189 amino acids)
Biological process (GO): endoplasmic reticulum to Golgi vesicle-mediated transport; vesicle organization; membrane organization
Cellular component (GO): COPII vesicle coat; endoplasmic reticulum exit site
Molecular function (GO): GTP binding; GTPase activity
Source: RefSeq, a predicted model, not a curated record